ACCGCUAAAAUCCGACUGCGUUUAGCGAGCGACUCCCCGCUUUAAGCAGAACUCCGGGCGCUGUCGGGUCGUGUGGAGGCGAACUUCUCGUGGACUGGGGCUGAACGGGAGUGUGAGGCUGGCGGAGAGCCUCAUCUGGAGAAAAGCUGAAAAACCGGACCGACGCCUCAGCACCCGGAAGAGCGAACGACACGCGAGGGAUGGAAGUAUCGGCUCGGUUUUCUUCUGCAGUCGAGAGAUAAAACCGUGAAACUUCCCGCUCGGUUGCUUUCCGUCGUCUUCCCACAUUAGCAGAAUGGCAGCCUCCGCUAUCUUCAUCCUGGACCUGAAAGGCAAGGUGCUUAUAUGCCGAAACUACAUGGGCAACAUUGACAUGAGUGAGAUUGACCACUUCAUGCCUAUCAUGAUGAAGACAGAGGAAGAUGCAGAACUAUCGCCGCUUGUGACUCAUGGCUCCACCCACUUUUUAUACAUUAAACACAGCAACCUCUACCUGGUAGCAAUCACCAAGAAGAAUACAAAUGCUGCCCUUGUAUAUUCCUUCCUGUACAAAAUAGUGGAGGUCUUCAAAGAGUAUUUUAAAUCCUUGGAGGAGGAGAGCAUACGAGACAACUUUGUGACUGUGUAUGAGUUAUUGGAUGAGGUCAUGGAUUUUGGGCUUCCUCAGACCACUGACAGCAAGAUCUUACUGGAGUAUAUCACACAGCAAGGGCAUAAAUUGGAGAUUGGGGCUCCUCGCCCUCCAGCAACGGUUACCAAUGCAGUGUCCUGGAGGUCAGAGGGCAUCAAGUACAGGAAAAAUGAAGUGUUCAUGGAUGUCAUUGAGUCUGUCAACUUAUUGGUCAGUGCUACAGGCAGCGUCCUGCGCAGUGAGAUUCUGGGCUCCAUCAAACUGAAAGUGGUUCUUUCAGGCAUGCCUGAGCUGAGGCUGGGGCUCAAUGACAAAGUGCUCUUCGAGAUCACCGGCAGAGAGAAGAGUAAGUCAGUGGAGUUAGAGGACGUUAAGUUUCAUCAGUGUGUGCGUCUCUCUCGCUUUGAGAAUGACCGAACCAUCUCCUUCAUUCCUCCUGACGGAGAGAGUGAACUCAUGUCCUAUCGACUUAACACCACAGUGAAGCCCCUCAUAUGGAUUGAAAGCAUGAUUGAGAAAUUUUCUCAUAGCCGAGUAGAGAUCAAAGUUAAGGCUCGCAGUCAGUUUAAGAGCCGCUCCACAGCCAACAACGUGACCAUCCUGGUGCCUGUGCCCAGUGACGCUGACUCACCCAAAUUUAAGACCAGCACUGGCCAUGCCAAGUGGUUGCCUGAGAAGAGUGCUGUUGAGUGGACUAUCAAGUCCUUCCCAGGAGGGAAGGAGUACAUGAUGAGGGCUCACUUUGGACUGCCGAGUGUUGAGAGUGAUGAACAAGAAGCAAAGAGGCCGAUUACUGUCAAUUUUGAAAUCCCUUAUUUCACUGUAUCAGGGAUUCAGGUCCGAUACCUAAAAAUCAUUGAGAAAAGUGGGUACCAGGCGCUACCAUGGGUACGAUACAUUACACAGAGUGGAGAUUAUCAGCUGAGGACAAACUGAAGGGAUGAUGGCUAUUUGUGCAGACUGUCCUGGCCUACUGUUCUCCUCAGAGUGAGCAAGAGAGAGAGAGAGAGAGAGAGAGAGACAGCUCUGUGGUGUUCUAAAACAUCACUCAACCGGUUACAGCCUCUCUCUCUUCUACUUUAUCUAUGUAUGUGUGUGUGAGAGAAACAGAGAGAGGAAGACAGUAAGUUUGCAUGUGCAUUAAAGGGUCCAUAUCCUAUUGUUUUGUUUUGUAUUUUAUUGUUCUCUCUUUGAGGUCUACUCAUACAAUUUGCGUGGUUUUAUGUACCAAAAACAAUCAGAAUUCAUUUUUAUAAGGCCAUUUCCAACCUCUCUUAAUUCCUUAGAAUUAAACAGGCUGUUUCUGUUACUGUGCCUUUAAGACUGGUAUUAGGUAAAUGAGUCCCAUUUUGAUUGGCUGCCCUGUAUUGUGCCUCAUUCAAAAGCGGUCCAGGCUCAAACACUCCUUCAAACGUGAAUGCGUGAAGCUAAACUACUGAAUAGGUGGAUAUACGAAAUGUAUAGGUUUUUAUGACAACACAGAAGCAGUUAAUACAAAACAACUUGGUUUCCAUAUAUGGGUAAUGGGUAGUGUUUACAUCAGACAUUACAUUCUCAGAAAUGGGCCCUUUAAAACGUCUGUGAACAAAGCAAUAAAAACUGGUCAUGCAACAUAUUAUUUUAGAAACAUUUUGACAGGUUUGGUAUUUGGUUGGCUUUGUUUUCUCUUUUCUUUGUUUAUACAUAUGUAGUCUGUUACUUGUUUAGCAUUACGUUUAAUUGUUAUGUAUUUAACAAGAGGAUGAUUAUGUAAAUCCAUCAUUUUAAGAAAUGUAAUUGGAACCAGUUUAAAUAGAUCUUUUAUUACUCCUCAUCUAUCAUGAUCCUGAAAGAAGGAAGUGGCCGUUUUUAUUAUAUAGUUUUUUAUAAAACGUAACCCCACUGACCAGUGGAAUGAAUACCUUGUGCACAAAAUCAAUGAUUAAUAAGGCUGUACACUGUCAGGCUCUGGUGUAACACUAUAUUUUCCCCACAGUAUCCUUGUAGCCUUGUCUGUUGUGUUUGCUUUUGCAAAUGUGAAAGUCUAAAGAAUGUCUCUACUUCACAAACGCAAGGAAACUCGAGAAGCAGACUCCAGAGCACUGCUGAUUUGUCAGUUAUUGUAAGAAUGAGAAAUUUUAAUGAAUUCAUUCUAAGGGAACUUGGGUUGAGGAGCUAAAUGUACAGUUUUUUGUACAUCUGUCACAUAUAAUUCUACAGCAUGUGCAGGGUGAGAAUAUCUCAGCUAGAAGACUGAGAAAGCAGACUCUAAAUCACUGCCUGAUCUGUCUCCAAAUCCUAUGAUUAAGCAUUAGACCAGAAACGUCCUGCUUUAAAUUUCCACUGUCUUCUAUGUGUAAUUGUAGAGAAUACACUGCCAUAAGUCCCUGUAUUCAGCAUGCAUUGCAUCACUUGUUCUAUCAGCGAGGCUGCCGUGCGUAUGGAAUACUGUUGGCACCUCUGCAGAGGCAGCAGAAUAUAUUAUUUGUCGUAAGUAUGACAGCCUGCCUCUCUUUCACAUUCUCUCACCGGGGACCAAUGGUGUGCUAACCUCUGGAUAAUUAUUCCACCACAUUCCCAACUCUGAAAUCUGUUUUUGAUAUUCCGCUUUUUUAUUUAUUAAAUACCUGCUCUCUGCUUCCACUUGAUACUGUACAAUAUGUGACUGGAAACAAAUAAACUGCUGUUUUGUUCUUUUAAAUUA
Messenger RNA from Pygocentrus nattereri (red-bellied piranha), 3314 nucleotides. It is a transcript of the gene ap1m3, whose product is annotated as adaptor related protein complex 1 subunit mu 3. NCBI's taxonomy places the organism in Eukaryota, Metazoa, Chordata, Actinopteri, Characiformes, Serrasalmidae. The record is from RefSeq and is a predicted model, not a curated record. Bases 296 to 1567 code for a protein of 423 amino acids. The transcript is spliced from 12 exons. Gene Ontology annotation, cellular component: clathrin adaptor complex; clathrin-coated vesicle. Gene Ontology annotation, molecular function: clathrin-cargo adaptor activity. Gene Ontology annotation, biological process: vesicle-mediated transport; intracellular protein transport.